This is a messenger RNA of Mercurialis annua (annual mercury), 2733 nucleotides long. RefSeq names its product isovalerate--CoA ligase CCL2-like. The transcript is spliced from 2 exons. The record is from RefSeq and is a predicted model, not a curated record. Bases 95 to 1876 code for a protein of 593 amino acids. Lineage: Eukaryota; Viridiplantae; Streptophyta; Magnoliopsida; Malpighiales; Euphorbiaceae.
AAUCAAUUUUUUUAUUUACGUCCACUUAAAAACUCAUUUCCAUCAAAAUGCAAGCUUCUUCAUCUUUAAGUUUGACUUUCUUGGACCCAUCGCCAUGAACCACUUAUUCAAAAAAAACUCUUAUUCCUGGACCCGUUUUAUUUGUGCCAAUUUCAAAAGAUUUGAAUCAAAAUUCCCACAAAAUUCUCCUUUACAGUCACGUUUUGGUGGUGAUGUUGAAGCUGAGUCAUGGAAAUCUAUGGAGGGUCUUGUUUGCAGCCCGGCAAAUUACGUUCCUUUGUCUCCUAUAAGUUUUCUGGAGAGAGCAGCCAUGGUUUACAGAGACAGGACUUCGGUUGUAUACGGUGAUGUGAAGUAUUGCUGGAGCCAGACUUAUGACCGUUGUCUUAAGCUUGCUUCUGCCUUGACUCACUUGGGCAUUUCACGUGGAGAUGUGGUUGCAACGUUAGCCCCUAAUGUUCCGGCAAUGUACGAGCUGCAUUUUGCUGUCCCUAUGGCAGGAGGUGUUCUUUGUACACUUAAUACGCGGCAUGAUUCAAAUAUGGUUUCUCUUCUGCUGAAACAUUCUGAAGCUAAGAUAAUCUUUGUAGACUAUCAGAUGCUUGAUGUUGCUAGGGAAGCACUUGAUUUUCUUUUAACGACAGAAACAAAAUGCCCGACAUUGGUUUUAAUUUCUGAAUCUGAUGGUUUGUUGGCCUCUGGAUUGACUUCAAACAGUUACGAAUAUGAGAGUCUAUUGGCAAAUGGAAACAAAGAAUUUGAGAUUCGACCACCAAAAAGUGAAUGGGAUCCCAUCAGUAUAAACUAUACAUCUGGCACAACCUCGAGACCCAAAGGCGUUGUUUAUAAUCACAGAGGAGCAUACCUGAAUUCGCUCGCAACUGUUUUCCUCCAUGGCAUGGGAGCAAUGCCUGUUUACCUUUGGACAGUGCCUAUGUUUCAUUGCAAUGGUUGGUGCCUCAUCUGGGGAGUGGCAGCGCAAGGUGGUACCAACAUAUGCAUUAGAAAAGUUACUCCGAAGGGCAUCUUCAACAGCAUAACACAGCACAAUGUGACCCACAUGGGAGGGGCGCCAACUGUGUUAAACAUGAUUGUCAAUUCCCUUGUGGGCGACCGAAAGCCACUUCCUCAUAAAGUGGAAAUAAUGACUGGAGGCUCUCCACCACCACCACAGAUCAUUUUCAAGAUGGAAGAGUUGGGCUUUUGUGUAUCUCACUUGUAUGGCCUAACAGAAACUUAUGGUCCAGGAACUUAUUGUGUGCGGAAACCUGAAUGGGAUUCACUACCUCCGUACGAGAGGGUAAAGUUGAAAGCCAGACAAGGGAUGCACCAUCUUGGCUUGGAAGAUGUUAAUGUGAAAGAUCCGAUAACCGAUGAAAGUGUUCCAGCUGAUGGUAAAACAAUAGGUGAGAUCAUGUUCAGAGGAAACACUGUCAUGAGUGGGUACCUUAAAGACUUAAAAGCUACAGAGGAGGCUUUCAAAGGCGGAUGGUUUCGUAGCGGCGAUCUUGCGGUGAGACAUCCUGAUGGUUAUAUAGAAGUGAAGGACCGGAUGAAAGAUAUUAUAAUUUCUGGUGGAGAGAAUAUAUGCACAGUCGAAGUGGAGACAGUUUUAUAUAGUCAUCCUGCAAUUUUCGAGGCAGCAGUAGUGGCACGGCCAGAUGAUCAUUGGGGACAAACACCUUGUGCAUUUGUGAAGCUAAAAGAAGGAUUUGAUGUGAGCGAGGAAGAUAUAAUAAAGUUCUGUCGCGACCAGUUGCCCCAUUAUAUGGCCCCUAAGACAGUCGUUUUUGAGGAUUUGCCUAAAACAUCAACCGGGAAAGUGCAGAAGUUUAUUCUGAGGGAGAAAGCAAAAGCCAUGGGAAGCCUUUCUUGAAAGAUGUAAGAAAUAUGUGUAAAUAUACAUAGUUGCAGAUAUGUAGCGUAUAGGGUGGAAUUUGGGAGAUACUUAUAAAAUAUACGAAUGAAUGAGACAGAAUCUCUAGCCCCAUAAAGGAAGAUACACGGUGCCUAGUGGAUGCAAUGUCAUGCGUAUGGUGUUUAUCGAUGACAAGGGAGAAUCAAUAUGGGAAGAGGUAAUGGAACAACAGUAUAUAUACACCAUUCUUACUCGAUGGUUUCGCUGAAUAUAGUAAUUUUAUGAGCCUCAUAAUGAUUGAAAUGAAUGAACCAAACAUAGCAGGGUGGAUUAGCUGUUGAUGAUCUGGUUGCUCAGGUCCUCGCAGGUUUGAAUUCACAGGAAUAUAAUCCAGUAACACAUCAAGUGAAUGGAAAAGAAGAAGGGCGUCGCUCGAAGUACGGGAUAUUCCGCUUAGCUACGAGAAGAGGUUCGAACAAGUGAACGCUGGGAUAGUUCAGUAAGUCGGAGCAAUCUGAGACAAAAAUCAUCAUAAUCAGUUGAACUAUGGACCAAGGAAUCAUUGUCAAGAAUUUCAACGAACAAGCAACUACAACUCAUGGCAAGGCAGAGGUUAAAGUGCUUAUGCAAAUCAUGUAGAUUUAGAGAAAGAGGAUGAGAAAGAAUGUACAGUUUUAACUGUAACUCAAACUCAACUUGUCAUAUAAGUGGCAAAUAUGAUCAAAUCACUGUGUAGUGAUCAAAUGCUUCUACAGAUAUGAUAGUGGCAAAAAAAUAAUUUUUGUUUGGAGGAAUAUUUUGCUUGGCCGAUAUGUUGUUAAUUUUUUUUUCAAUUUUUUCAUGUUAUUUGAUUUAUCAAUAUUUGAUAAAAUAAA